Molecule: messenger RNA, 4806 nt
Organism: Alligator mississippiensis (American alligator)
Lineage: Eukaryota; Metazoa; Chordata; Crocodylia; Alligatoridae
Exons: 20
Coding region: 422-2395 (657 amino acids)
Molecular function (GO): catalytic activity
Source: RefSeq, a predicted model, not a curated record
CUUGCGCUCCUGGCCUCCGCGGAGCGGGGCCCACACGGGGGAAGCCGGCAGCAGCAAACGACCCCAAGGGGCAAGUGUCACCAGAGAAGAAGCACCACAGUCCCUACACCCGCACCCCCCUAUACCGCCCCCUCCACACACACUCCCUACACCCAUACCCCACUAUACCCUACACCCACCCUCUAUGCCCCCUAUACCCGCACCCCUUUGCACCUUCUAUACCCACACCCCUCCCCCUACCUAUUCUCCCACACCCUCCUACACCCCCUCGCCCCCGUGUAAGGUUGGGGCACGUGAGGCCCAGCGGGGCAGACCCCCGUAGCCAGGAAGCCGCGCGGCCGGCAAUCACCCGGGCAGGGGCGGGGGGCGCCUGGCCGUGGCCUGGCGAGAGCAGCCAGUGCUGCAUCUGCAGCGGCCCGGGAUGUGCCCUGCCCUGCCCGCCUCCCCCGGGCCGCAGCAGUCCCACGUGCUUCCCCGCCACAAAUCCCGGCCCCGCCGCUGCCGCGCCGUCGCAGCCCGGGUCUCUCACCGCCCCUGCGCCCUUGCCCUGCCCGCUGGGACCAUGGCGCUCGCGCUGCUGCUGCCGGCGGCGCUGCUGCUCCUGCUCCUCCUCUACCUGGGCUUCGUGCGCUGCUUCACCGCCGCCCCCAGCGCCGUCUUCCAGUGCCGGGAGCGGGUCGGGGCCGCUGGGUUCCAGCCCCCGCGGGACGCAUGGGGCCCCCGGCUCUCUGGCCAGCCCCUGCGGCUGCUUGUCCACCUGGCUAACACGGCUUUCGGGCAGUUCUGUUUAGUACCAUUUUUAAUGAGGCAGAAUAACCUGUUUCUCCUGCGCUAUCUCCACAUUUAUGAAGAUCCCACGUUUUUCCCAGUGGUGGCUGCAGAGGCUAAAAAGGACAAGCCUGAGACUAAAAGCACUGCUGAGAUUCUCGAGCAGUUGAUGGAGAUGAGGUCUCCUUCUGCCACCUCUGGAUUCAGCUUCAGGGAGAUCCUGGACUACCUCAACUCCUACCGGACCGGGGAGCUGACGCCAACACAGAUUGCAGAGAACAUUAUUUCCUUGCUGGAGGAUUGUGAAAAAUCCAGCCCCCCGCUUCGAGCAAUUGUGCAGUGGGACAAGCAGCAGAUUCAGAUGAUGGCUGAGGCCUCUACCACUCGCUACAGAAAUAAAUGUCCUCUGUCUCUUCUGGAUGGCAUCCCAGUCUGUCUGAAAGAAGAGAUUAAGGUGGUGCCUUAUCAUCAUCGAUCGGGAACAGCAUAUCUGGGGACAGAGCCUGAGACUGAGGAUGCUACGCUGACCAGGAAGCUGCGGGAGGCUGGAGCUGUCAUAAUUGGGGUCUCGAACAUGCAUGAACUGGGGACUGGAACCACUGGCUGUAAUCCCGGCAGGUUUCAUGGCACCACUCGAAACCCAUACAACCCCAACUACUUCACUGGUGGCAGCUCCAGUGGGUCAGCAGCUGCAGUAGCUGCAGGUCUUUGCCCUUUGUCUAUCGGCAGUGAUGGAGGUGGCUCUGUGAGGAUUCCUGCUUCUUUUUGUGGCGUUGUGGGGCUGAAAGGUACAUUUGGAUGUUUCAGUGCUUACGGUUCCCAUCCACUGUCCUACUCUACUGUCAGCCUCGGCCCUAUUUGUGCGUCAGUGACAGAUGCAGCCAUUGCAUACAGCAUCUUAGCGGCACCAGACCCCCUGUACCCCUAUGGAUUGCACCAGCCGAAACCAUCCCUGUCAGACGUACUCACCCCUGACCUGAAGGGCUUAAAGCUGGGAGUGGACUGGACUUUCUUUAAGGCUUGUGAUGCAGAGAUCUUGGCAGUCUGCCAGAAAGCUGUGGAGCAUCUGCAGGCCCUGGGUGCCAUGGUGGUGGAAGUGUCCCUGCUGGAGAUGGAGGAGGUGCGGGUGGCACACCUGAUCUGUAUUCUCAGCGAGAUGAGGGACUUCCUGCAGCCUGACUUCAACCACCACUUCCAGGACAUGAACCUGGAGACACGGGCCAACCUUGCCUUGGCUUCCAAAUUCACUGCUCUGGAUUACAUUAAGGCAAACCGGCAGAGGAGCCGGAACAUGCGCUUUUUGAAAGAAAUUUUUGCCACUGUGAACUGCAUCCUCACCCCAGCCACAGCCUGCACUGCCCCUAAAAUCCAUGAGACUGACCUUGAGACUGGGAACAGUGAUAUUCUAACAACUAUCCGGACCAUAAGAUACAUGCAGCUGGCCAACUUCACAGGCAUUCCAGGCCUGGUAGUUCCAGUCGGGUACACAGCUGCUGGGCUUCCCAUAAACUUCCAGGUCAUGGCAAAGUGGUGGGACGAGGCAGUUCUCCUCCGUGUGGGGCUGAAGCUGGAGCAGUUCCGAGGCGCGACCAGGAAGCCAGCCAUUUAUUAUGAUGUCUUUGCCUAACUGUAGGACCAGAAUUGGAGAGGCUUUGCUUUCCUUGGUCUGGUGUUCAUGGGAGUGGAGGAAAAAGGGUGGGGGGGGAGUUUCUGCUUUCACAAGGGAUCUGAACAAGGGGCUGCAGUAGGGUGGGAUGCAUUGUGGAACUUUCCUAUCCAAGUUCUGCUCUGGGGUAUGAGGGUACUGAACAGACAGCAGCAGGGCCCAUCCUUGUUUCUGCAGUAAAGCGAGGCUCCAGGGAUUAGGCCAAUAGGACCAACCAUUCUCUGCUUUCCUAUUCCUGCUCCUAUAUCGUACAUGUAAUUCCCCCUGAGUUCUGGGUCUCUUCACUGUGAUUGGUGUGGGAGCCCCUCUCCCAACAAGGUUUGGACACUGGGGCUGCUUCCUCCUUGGCUCAACUGAUGAAAGUCUGCCUUACCAUCUAUGCCUGUCACACUGGAAAUGAGGCUGAGGUAUCUGCAGAGGGCACAGCCUAAUGUAGGGGACAUCUAGCUCAUUCUCUCUUAGGGCCUGUUGAGAGCGUUGCUCUGUUUGAAUAGAACGAAUCCAUCUAGUGUCAAGGGCUGAAAGUGAUCACAAUACCUUUAAAAAAGCACCCCCUCUGCCCCUUGUUGGAGGACCAGCUAGGAGGAAGCUAUAUUGCUUUUGGCCUCAGACCUAGCCCUCCCUGGUGGUUAAUAGUGCAACAUAGUGUUUGAGACUGAAGAGCAUCAGCAGCAGAAGUCCCAGCUGUUAGCUCAGCUAGGUCAAACCUGGGUAAAAAAUAUUUCUUCUGGGUAGAUGUUCGAUCUGAUGUGCAUUUGCUUUAUAGAGAAGGCUCUCCCUUUGUUAUACAUACCCCCAAAAAGGAGUAAGAUGUAUUUAGGCAUGUUUUCUGUGAGAUCCUUGGUUUCUUCUGUGACUUGACACAUCAGCUUCAAUUUUAGGGGGACCAUCCACAUGCUGUAACUUAUUCACAAGGGAGGGAACUGGCCAAUAGAACUGAAGUGUGGCCCUUAGCACAGGGUGGGGGGUAUUGCAGCUAGAUGUGCAGGACUGUCAGAAACCAACAUGCAGGUACAUCUUAACUACAGCACAAUGUGAGACAGAAGCGACAGAGCAAGCCAUCUCUUUUCCCUUCCCAGCACCUGCUUCUGCCAAGGAAUUUUGCUGGGGGGAAAAUCAAGACUCCAAAAAUGGUACUAGGCUGGGAGAAGAUAUGCCAUCCUGUAUUGCUUCAAAAAAUGCAAAGUAAACUGCCUUGAAGUCUGCACUUACUGCUCCUGUUUCCAUACAGGAACUGGGCAUUAGAAAGGUCUUAAUGCCACAGGCUACAAGAAAACCUUCAGGUCUCAAGUGGCAAUGUUUUCUGCCUCACUAGAGGGGCCUGAGGCUGCUGUGUAUCUGCUUUGUAACUUGUUCUUUUCCCCGUGCCUGAGAUGCUAGGAGUGAGACCCAUGUAAGCAUGUCUUCCAUCUCUGGUUUCUGCUUGCCCCUUUAUUUCUUCUAUAACAGGAAAUUUGUACCUUUUGGUUUCAGUGUGUGAAGUGCUGUAACUUGCUCACAAGGAGGGGUACAAGGCUUAGUUCAGCCACUUUGCUAGGCUUUUUCUUGUUCUGGCAAUAAACCAAAUUUGGUGCUAUGAUUUCUGCCUGAAGAGAAUAGGGUCCAGCUUUUCAAAAGUACUUGAGCAUCAGUUUCCUAGUAUGGUAGGUGUCCAGGUUCCCUUUUUAAAAUAUGGCCCUAAGCUGUUUGGGUAUCAUGUUUGGUAACUGAUGGUGAACUUUCCCUUUUAUUAGUGUAAUUCCUGGGGUCAUAAACUUGCUCCAUUAUUACCUUGAAAGCAUUUAAAAAUACCUUGUCACAUCUACCACAGAAGCUGCCACUGGUUGAGAAUUACCAGCCUCAUGUUAACCAGAACAGGAAAGGCAGCUGGAUCUAAAUUUCUUGGAAAUACAUGUGUAUCUUAUGCUUUUCAUUUUUAAGCAGAAGCAACCCUAGGCACAGGGUUAUCCCAUAGCAUUUACACACCAUCCAACCCCAAACCCCUUCUCUGUUCCACUAUAUGUUCCUAUACAGUGUCAGUUCCUGCUCCCCUAGCAGCCAGUCAUGUUGGUUUCCACACUUUUUUUUUUUUUUUUAAGGAUGCUUCCUAGUUUUUUACUGAAAGUACCUAGGCUCAGCUAUUGGGAUCAAGCUCUAGUAAUUCUUUUGCAGAGCUGUGUUCUAAAUAUAUAUAUAUAUAAAAAAAAGCAGCACUUUGUUUCUGAUGUAGGAUUAAUAUAUAUAUAUAUAUAGGUUGCUGUGAAGAAGCCCCUUGUAAAGAGGUCACCAGCAUGUUGGUUUGUUCAGAAGGCUACUAGGAGAUAUUACUUAAGUGCAAUACUUUGGCACAAUUGCAGUUGCAUUUUCAGGUUAAAUAAAUAAUUUCUCUCUUC